UCCGCGCACCGCCCGCCGCCGCUCACGGCCCGGCCCGCGGCUGGCCUGCGAACGAGGAAGGAAGUAAAUGCGAAAGGAACGCUGAGAGCGCGGUAACCACCGCUGCGGCGGGUCAGAAAGGCCCUGCUGUGGAACAGGCGGCGCUGCCGGCAGAACCGGGGCGCAAAGCAGCGCUAAUAUGGAAGAUCACGGUCAGAGCGCAGCGGCUCCACGACCACCGGCGGUGCCCGCAGAGCCCUCCAGGAAGAUCCUCUGAGGCGGAGUGCGCAGGCUCGGCUCGGUGCUUGCAUCCCGGGAAGGCCGGCACGGAGGUGAGGCAGGGUCGUCCCGGCCGCGUCCGGCGGUUCUGGGUGACAGCGGCCGCGUGCCCGCCAUGUCGCACAGCGGCGAGUCCUCGCCGGCCUCGCGGGGCCGCCGCUCGCGCCCGCCACACGCCCAGGAGGACACGGCGGAGACGGCGGGCGAGAGGCUCCGGCAGCUCAACAUCGACGAGGGCGACGACAGGGAGCACAACAGGAUGAUCCGCAGCCAGUAUCGGGAGCUCAUCUCCACCGUGCAGCAAAAUCGAGAGGCUAUGCUGAAUUCUAAAAGCAACAGACUAACAGAAGCUUUGGAAGAAGCCAAUAGACUUUUUGAUGGAGUUUGCCGUGCACGAGAGGCUGCACUGGAUGCCCAGUUCCUUGUUAUAGCAUCCAAUAUAGGAAAGGAGAAGGCCAAUGAGUUACACUCAGAGAUGUCAGCAUUUGACUCAACAGCAUUUGAAGAAGACUUGCUGACUUUUAUGGGUGUAAAUCGCACAGAAGUAGAAGAAACUGAUGACUCUGAGGAUGGCUCAGGUGUAUUUUUACCUAGUGAUGCCUGGAAGACAGUAGGAGGAGAAGCACUCAAGUACUUCAGGAGAGCACCUACUUUUCACUACAUGAUGGGAUCUUUCAAGUCUGAACCUCCUGUACCAAAGCAACGGAUUGAGAGGCAGAAGAAAGCUAGCAGAGGAAAAGCAGAACGGGCAAUGCCUGCUCAGUUAAAAAAAAUGGAGGAGUCUCAUCAAGAAGCUACAGAAAAAGAAGUAGAGAGGAUCUUGGGGAUACUGCAGACUCAUUUUGAAAAUGAUCCUAAUACACCCAUUUCCUUCUUUGAUUUUGUGAUUGAUCCGAACUCGUUCUCACGCACUGUGGAAAACAUGUUUCAUGUGUCCUUCCUUAUCAGGGAUGGUCUUGCAAAAAUAAGGUUGGAUGAAGAUGGAUUGCCAAUAAUAGAGCCUCUGAAACCCAGCGGGGGAGAGGAGGACAGCAGAGCUGGAGCACGCAACCAGGUGGUCUUAAGUCUGGACCAGAAAGAAUGGCAGGAGAUCAUAGAAACAUUUCAGAUAAGAGAAGCCAUGAUUACCCCUCUUCCUCAGAGCACUGAAGAGGAAAUGGAGACAGAGUAAAUAUUCAAGUAAGUUCUUUUCACAAAUCAAACUCAGUAAGCUCCUUAUGCACAUGGGAGAACUUCAGGGAAACUAUGUGUGACUUAAAAAUGCAGAAGGACUGUAAGCAGGGUGACUGUAACAUCUGGAACUGCUGUGUUCUUGUCCUCUUCAUGAAACAAAAUGUAAUCUGGCCUUGUAUGCAAUAACUGGGAAAAAAGCCCUUUAUUUUUGACUUUGAUGGUCACUUAAGUGAUGAGUUAUUUUUUGGGACUUCAUACUCAGAAUGCAGUGUUGGAAAGAAUCACAACUUAGUUUUUCUGUUUCUUUACUUCCUGACAGCUGAUUUUGUUAAUAAAGUAGUUCUGAAGAAGGACUUAGAGGGAACCAGGCUGUCUUCUUGUCUGCUUCCAUAAAAUUGUUCCAAUGAUAGGACUGAAGUCCUUACUGUCCCAGUUAUUUGGUCAGUUCCGCAUCUUAAUGCAUAUUGUCUUACUGUUUUCUGUUUUUUUUCUUCUCUUUAGGUGCCUUAAAAAAAUGCUUCAAAACAUUUGUUUCAACAAUUGUUUUAUAUGUAUAUGUUGUAAAAUUAAAUUUAUUUUUUCUGAAACAUCUCAA
Molecule: messenger RNA, 2026 nt
Organism: Catharus ustulatus (Swainson's thrush)
Lineage: Eukaryota; Metazoa; Chordata; Aves; Passeriformes; Turdidae
Gene: NSMCE4A
Product: NSE4 homolog A, SMC5-SMC6 complex component
Exons: 10
Coding region: 374-1429 (351 amino acids)
Biological process (GO): DNA repair
Cellular component (GO): Smc5-Smc6 complex; nucleus
Source: RefSeq, a predicted model, not a curated record